This is a messenger RNA of Bubalus bubalis (water buffalo), 2436 nucleotides long. RefSeq names its product Mix paired-like homeobox (gene MIXL1). Lineage: Eukaryota; Metazoa; Chordata; Mammalia; Artiodactyla; Bovidae. The record is from RefSeq and is a predicted model, not a curated record. Gene Ontology annotation, biological process: endoderm formation; hematopoietic progenitor cell differentiation; endoderm development. Bases 191 to 901 code for a protein of 236 amino acids. Gene Ontology annotation, molecular function: RNA polymerase II cis-regulatory region sequence-specific DNA binding; DNA-binding transcription activator activity, RNA polymerase II-specific. The transcript is spliced from 2 exons.
GGCAGCGGAAGCGAUUAUUCCCCACCGGCGUCUGGCGGGGUGGGGGGCGGGCUCGCACCCCGAAGAGACACGGGCCUCCCCGCAUCCACCGCUUUGAUCGCACCGCCACCCCGGGCCCCCGCCCUCGGCCCCGGGGCCAGUAUAACUAAAGGCCGUGCCCCUCCCGGAGGUGCACUGGGGUCGGGCAGCGAUGGCCGCAGCGGAGUCCAGCCAGCUCCAGUUCGAGGAGAUCGCCGCGCCCCCCGCCUACCUGCCCGCCCACCCCGGCGGGGCGUUCCUGCCGCUCCCGAACCCCAACGCUGGCCUGCUCCUCGCGCGCCCCUCGGGCUCCGCUCCGGAGCUCGGCGCCCCGGUAGCCUUCGCCGGCUUUCUCGGGAGGGGUCCCGGGCCCGCCGCGCCGCCUCACGCCGGCCUGGGCCCGCCUGCGCCCCCUAAAGGAGCGGCCGUCUCGUCGGCAUCGCAGCGCCGCAAGCGCACGUCGUUCAGACCCGAGCAGCUGCAGCUGCUGGAGCUCGUCUUCCGUCGGACCAUGUACCCCGACAUCCACCUGCGUGAGCGCCUGGCCGCGCUCACCUUGCUCCCCGAGUCCAGGAUCCAGGUGUGGUUCCAGAACAGGCGUGCCAAGUCACGUCGUCAGAGCGGGAAACCCUUUCAACCCUCAGCCAGGCCGGAGCUGUUCCUCCACCACUCUGCUUGUGAAACUGAAGCAAAAUAUCCAAAGGCCCAGCCGCCUCUGGAGGUAGAUGUGAACUGCCUGCCCGAUCCCAACAAGGUUGGAGGCAUCUCUGACUCUAGCUCCCAGGGUCAGAAUUUUGAAACCUGUUCUCCUCUCUCUGAAGACACUGGUUCAAAGCUGGACACAUGGGAGGAACACAUCUUUUCUGCCUUUGGUAACUCUUGAGUCUGGGAGGAUUCAGGGUGAGCUCAGAGGAACCAUGACUGACAGUCAGGGGGACGCACAUCGGAAUACCGUCCUUUCUGGCUUCCAUGUUAAGGACUCAUCCGUGUUAACCUUGAUAAUGGCCCUUGAGUCAUCUCUCACCUGUUGCCCAUGGCCUGUUCCUUCUUCAUAGUACACACCACCUAGGAGUUCUGGCAUUUAUUUUUAUCAACACAUCUCCAAAUAUGCACAUUCAUUUUGGUCCCCUUAUCUGUUCCUUCUUACCAGCCCUGUUGUAAUUUUUUCAAAUUAGUUUCUCAGAACUCAUUAUUUUCACAAGAACUCCUCAGUUUGACUCAAUUUCCCCUUUGCUUGACAGCUGCUGUCUUCAUAUGGCUCCUCCAAAGGCUAAUACCCUUAAACUUAUGUUAACCCAGCUCCUUCAACCCUCCUCCUAUCGUCAAGAUUUACUGCUUUUAAAAUCGGGCCUCACAUCUUUACACACCUUCAUAGUUCCAGUGGUUCUGCAUCCAGAUUAUUCAAGAGACCCCUGCCUCUAUUUUCUCAACUUUUAAAAAACUACUCUCUAAAACCUGUAGUAGCUUUCAGUUGCUGCCAAAUUAUAAAGACCUUUUGGUUACUCUUGCCUGGAAAAUCCCAUGGAUGGAGGCGCCUGGUAGGCUGCAGUCCAUGGGGUCGCGAAGAGUCGGACAUGACUGAGCGACUUCACUUUCACUUUUCAUUUUCAUGCAUUGGAGAAGGAAAUGGCAACCCACUCCAGUGUUCUUGCCUGGAGAAUCCCAGGGACGGGGGAGCCUGAUGGGCUGCCAUCUAUGGGGUCGCACAGAGUCGAACACAACUGAAGUGACUUAACCUUAGCCUAGCCUUUGGUUACUCUUCUAGGUAACGGACAUUGGUAGCCUAUAGGACAGUUAUGCACAUCUUUAAUUUCACCCAUCCACAAUAUAUGUCUGUCUCAAAGCCAUUUCUUUCAGUUUUGGAAGCAAAUGCAUAACCUCUCUCUUUCAAAACACUCUAGACCUCCCUCUUGCUGAAGGCUGUAACUUUCUCUAAUCCCGAUUUUGUACCUGUUACUUCAGUCACUGCAGCAUCAUUACCCUUAGCACUUGUUAACUGUACUUCUGUGCAACUUUAGUUUAUUAUUAUUAAAUGUUUCCCACAAAUGUUUCAUUGUUAAUUCUAUUUAAAUGAGUUCUGUUCUUUAGACAGCUCUUAGUACAGCACUUCACUCCAUAACUACUCAGCACAUAUUUUGUGGCCAUGAAAAACAUUUCUGCAAGAAGUUUCUGCAAAUGUAGUUUCUAAAGCCAGUCACUGUCAUAUCUGGAGGCCACUGUAUUAAGUUUAACUUGGUUAAAAGUCUGUCCAGCUUGUUCAAAGUUUAGUAACACGAAUCUUUUGGUUCCAGGAGAUUUCUUGUUCCCAAUUUAUAUGAUAAGGAUGUAUGAAAAUUAUUAUUUUCAAGUUAUUCUGAAAUAAAUUAUUGUCUUGUUAUUUUGAGGGUUUUUAAACUUCUAAAAGCAAAAGGAAACUCU